Symphalangus syndactylus (siamang) is the source of this 4691-nucleotide messenger RNA. RefSeq names its product Ras homolog, mTORC1 binding (gene RHEB). Gene Ontology annotation, biological process: signal transduction. The record is from RefSeq and is a predicted model, not a curated record. Gene Ontology annotation, cellular component: membrane. Lineage: Eukaryota; Metazoa; Chordata; Mammalia; Primates; Hylobatidae. Gene Ontology annotation, molecular function: GTP binding; GTPase activity.
AUGACGCAGCGAGUUUCAGUCGUGACUUUUCUAGGGGCAUCGCGGCGUCCCCUUUUUUUGCCUUUAAAGUAAAACGUCGCCCCGACGCACCCCCCGCGAAUUUCGGGGGGCGGAGGCGGCGGGCCACGGCGCGAAGAGGGGCGGUGCUGACGCCGGCCGGUCACGUGGGCGUGUUGUGGGGGGGAGGGGCGCCGCCGCGCGGUCGGUUCCGGGCGGUUGGGAGCGCGCGAGCUAGCGAGCUAGAGGCAGCCGCGCCCGCCGCCGCCCCUGCUCUGUAUGCCGCUCUCUCCCGGCGCGGCCGCCGCCGAUCACAGCAGCAGGAGCCGCCGCCGCCGCCGCGGUUGAUGUGGUUGGGCCGGGGCUGAGGAGGCCGCCAACAUGCCGCAGUCCAAGUCCCGGAAGAUCGCGAUCCUGGGCUACCGGUCUGUAGGGAAAUCCUCAUUGACGAUUCAAUUUGUUGAAGGCCAAUUUGUGGACUCCUACGAUCCAACCAUAGAAAACACUUUUACAAAGUUGAUCACAGUAAAUGGACAAGAAUAUCAUCUUCAACUUGUAGACACAGCCGGGCAAGAUGAAUAUUCUAUCUUUCCUCAGACAUACUCCAUAGAUAUUAAUGGCUAUAUUCUUGUGUAUUCUGUUACAUCAAUCAAAAGUUUUGAAGUGAUUAAAGUUAUCCAUGGCAAAUUGUUGGAUAUGGUGGGGAAAGUACAAAUACCUAUUAUGUUGGUUGGGAAUAAGAAAGACCUGCAUAUGGAAAGGGUGAUCAGUUAUGAAGAAGGGAAAGCUUUGGCAGAAUCUUGGAAUGCAGCUUUUUUGGAAUCUUCUGCUAAAGAAAAUCAGGUAACAGAUUCUAUAAACCGCAUUUUGCAUUGUGUUGUCAUCAGUCGCAGGGAUGUGUUCUUGCAGUUGGCAAUUGACCUCUGUCUUGAUCACUCCUGUGUAACAUUUGGCCUUCCACCAUUUCUAAUACUAAGCUUUGUGUUGCUUUAGGAAGGUACUACUUAGGUGUUUAUAAAUUCGGUCAGUAUUCUACUUACAGUGGAACCUAGGAUAUUUGUAGGAUAAACAGAAACUAUUAGUAAAGGAAAUACUACCUUUUGUAAACAUGUAUUUUUGUUUUGUAUUAAAGCUGGUACAGAAAUAAGUCCAUACAGGGGAAAAAAAAAGAAUUAUAUCACUUUAGUACUAAUUUUGUAACUGUACCCACCCCCUGGCUUUUUUUCUGUUAGAUGAAACUAGGUCAGACGUACAUGUUAAUUUUUAACAUAGAAAUGAUUAAGAACCAUCUUAUAAGCAUUUAGUACCAACUUCACCCUGCAGAUGUACCUUUAAAGGCAUGUUCCGGGAAGGAUGUAGAUUCUGCUUCAGGGAGGCUUCACAAUCCUGUAUGAACCUUUUUCUUCCGUUGCUUUAAUUUAUACUCCCGGCACCAAGCUUGUCUCCCACCCGCAGUGCAUUUUUCACCUAUAUAUUUUUCUUUGCUGCCCUUGACUUUCUAAAGAUACACAUCUGAUGGUACCAUCCUCUACUCAGAAACUGUCAGUGAACUGCCCCUUCUCUAUAGAACCCUUCUCCUGGUCCUGAGUGCAGUCAGUAAUUUGUUCUUUUCUAGUGUCUUCUCUCGCCACGUUCUUGUACUUUCAGUCACAUCAAACUGCUCCCUUCCUUAAACACACCAUCUCCUGUCCACCCCACUUUCAAAAUGUCUCACCUUUCCUCAUGCUCCCCUCCGGUUUAAAAUAGCCCUUCUCUAAGUAGCUACUUAUGUUCAUGUGGAGUUUUAUAUUUUGAAUGUGUUUUCAACAUGUGGUGGUGUUUGAUACUCAGGUAAGAUGACUUGGUUUUCAUUUCUCUGAGGAAACUAGUGUAGUAGGGUGGUGCCUCCUCCCUGGGAGGGCUGGGCGCCAGCAGCCUUAGCACUCUUCCUUCCCUGCUCCGCAUGACAGAGGUUUGUAGUCCUCAAGGCCCCACCUAGAUUUCACCUUCUUGUUGACCCCCUCUGGAUCCAUCCAGCUGAAAGAAAAUUGUGGUUUCUUCUCUUAGCCCUCUUAAUUUGUUCUGAGAUCUGAGUCGGUAUCAUUUAUAUAAAUAUCCUUCAUAAUGUUCAGCACAGUGGGUUAUCCGUCAGCCUAAGUAUCCUGUGAUGGUCAAAUUGGCUUUGUCCUGUGUUGGGAUAUGGAGGGAUAGUGAGUCCGUGUGGUUAUGUCCUCUUAUGUGUGGAUGAAAAGAAAUGAAUAAACAGAUCCGUGUAAUUGGUUCCCAAGUUCCAGAUAGCAAGGGAUUUAUCGAAGUCAGCUCAGUUUCUGAGUAUACACAGAAUUCAAAUAAGAACUGAGAUAGUUAAGAGAUACCUAUAUUUUAAAAAUCGAAUUAAAUCAAUCAUCCAUUGAGUGCCUACGGACUAUAUCCUUCAGAUCAUGUAGUUAAAUCGCCUCGUUUUAGAAGUGAGGAAAUUAAGUUUCAGAGAAGUUAAAUGACUUUUCUAAGAUCACCCACUACCUUAUGUGGUAUAAGAACUAGGACUGAAUUGUAAAUCUCAUCCACAUCUAGUCCUUUUUUCUCUACACACUGCUUCCUGUCAAUCAGGUGAUCCGAAGCCGGUGACCUAGAUUAGACAAGCGGGGUGGGACCUGGGGUUGGCUUCGGUUAACUAGGAGGACAGACACCUCAUUCAUACCAACAGGACAGAAGGCUGAGGAUGGGAGCCCGCAUUCAACUGGGUGGGUCAGCUUGGUGGACGGAGGAUGUGGAGUUCUUUCAUGAAUGUGGCUUCUGUUUUCCAGUGAAGUGUGUAAAACAAGGUUUUCAGCUGAGCGUAAGGAUGGGGAACAUUUGAGGAGAAGGGACAAGGCGUGGAUCUUUCUCUGGGGAGUGCCCAGAUCCAGGGAUGCAGGCGGGUGGCUAGGCAGCACCAGGCGUCUGCGCCAGGUUCCUGGUCAUGGGUGUGAGGUCAGCAGUGAGCGGUGUGUGUUUUCCCUGGGCAGCGUUUACUGUGUGGCUGCGGGCACCAUGCCAGCAACAGUUGGUAGGGAAGGGAGUUGAAGUACAGUGGCGCCAUGGUGGCCUGCUGAAUCUGAGCUGACCGAGAGGGAAAGGAGCAGCAAGAAGUGGUUAAGGGGACAGGGGAGAUGUAAUAAUAGGGUCAAGAAAUCAGGCCCCUUGUGGGGCUAAGAAUUGUUGCUUCAGGAUAGCUAGAGAAAGAGAGCUGGGAGGGUGGUGUGGUGGGACACUGGCAGUUGGUGUGUUGUGGUUUCGUGGGAUACUGGAAGUCACUGGAGUGAUGGAGGAGGGGGAUUCUUGGUGAUUAGGAGAACUGGGCACUUCCUGUGGGGCUUCUGAGAGCAGGGGCAGUUUUUCAUGACCACAGGACUGCAUUUAAAGGACAGGGUCUGGGAGUCACGGUGGCUCAGGCCUGUUGUCCUGGUGCAAAAGGAGGCGAGGCUAGGCGUUCGAGGCCAGCCUGGGCAACACAGAAACCUCCAAUCUGUAUAACAAAAGACAAAUAAAGGACAGGGUCUGACAGUUCUCCCCACGCAGUGUAGGAAGAGUUCCUGCUCCACGUGGCCGUGAUUGCUGUCUGUGGUGAAGGACUGGGGGGUUGACCCUGGGCUGAGGCUGAGGGCAGGAAGACAGUCAGGAGAGAGGCCAGGAGAUAGGGCGGGCAGUUUGUGGAUUGAAAUGACCGAGAAUUACGCCACAGAGGUUGUUGGAGGCUGGCAUCGUGGCAUCUCAGGAGCACGGAGGGUGCCUCCCCCACUUGAGGCCUCUUGGUGUCAAGGAUGUGAGAGGCAAGGGCUGCUGGGAGAGCAUGUCCCGUGGGAAAGGAGGAAAGAUAGUGCCAGAAGUGAAGAGGGACUCUGAGGUCUAGAGGACACUGGGGUGUGGGGGUCAUGGGGUGGAGUGGGACAGGAGAUGGUGGUGAGUCUGGGAGUGAGGACUCUUCGGGCGUCUCCUGGUGCCUGAAGAAAACAGGGUCAAAAGCACAAUCGGAGGCUGGUUAUGGUCUGGGUCAGGAGGGAUGGACAGUGGCCUUACUGGGUGUCGGGGUCCCUGAAGUUCUGGGGCUCACCAGAACCCCUCCUCCCCACCAGUAGGAGGGCAGGGCAGGCGGCAUGCCCUCCUCAGUCCGUGAAGUACUCGGAGUUCGGCUUCACACUAACACUGUGAUUGGGUUUCUUUCUCUUUUCAGACUGCUGUUGAUGUUUUCCGAAGGAUAAUUUUGGAGGCAGAAAAAAUGGACGGGGCAGCUUCACAAGGCAAGUCUUCAUGCUCGGUGAUGUGAUUCUGCUGCAAAGCCCGAGGACACUGGGAAUAUGUUCUACCUGAAGAAGCAAACUGCCCGUUCUCCUGGAAGAUAAACUCUGCUUCUUUUUUCUUCUGUUAACCUGAAAGAUACCAUUGGGUCAGAGCUCCCCUCCCUUCAGAUUAUGUUAACUCUGAGUCUGUCCAAAUGAGUUCACUUCCAUUUUCAAAUUUUAAGCAAUCAUAUUUUCAAUUUAUAUAUUGUAUUUCUUAAUAUUAUGACCAAGAAUUUUAUCGGCAUUAAUUUUUCAGUGUAGUUUGUUGUUUAAAAUAAUGUAAUCAUCAAAAUGAUGCAUAUUGUUACACUACUAUUAACUAGGCUUCAAUAUAUCAGUGUUUAUUUCAUUGUGUUAAAUGUAUACUUGUAAAUAAAAUAGCUGCAAACCUCA